This is a messenger RNA of Alternaria alternata, 657 nucleotides long. RefSeq lists its product as hypothetical. Lineage: Eukaryota; Fungi; Ascomycota; Dothideomycetes; Pleosporales; Pleosporaceae. The record is from RefSeq and is a predicted model, not a curated record. The transcript has a single exon. The annotation marks the transcript as partial.
AUGCAUCUACUCGAUUUGCCAGUAGAGCUUUUGCACGAAAUCCUUGGUUGGGCUAUUUUAGUCCGGGGAAUCAAGCGCGGCCUCCGGUUACGGCUUGUGAAUAGUAGGCUUUGCUCUGCCGACUGUGCCAUCUUCUGCUUACCAACGGCUAUAGGGAUCUUUGCUAGCGAGAUUGUGGCUGCGCUUUCGCUAUUGAAGCUUCUUGAUACCUACUUCAAGCCCCUGCCCGUUGGCAGCGACGAGGCUGUACCUUCUAUCGCUACAACGUAUCUUGAACGCCGAGUGUUGAACGAGCGUCGCGGUGGGGCUCCUGUGCUACUCUGGAUUCGCAGCGUCGCCAACCGACUAAGCCAAGAGACGGAUGACGAACGAAACGAGUACGACUACGUUCGGCAGCUAUGCCCUCUUGUGUUAGAAACAUAUAGCCUACGCGUACGCCUCGACGAGCUAUGGACGGUGGACCAAGCCGUGGGAUGGUAUGACGGGCUUUUCAACGAGAGCAACUUAGAAACUGAUGUCUAUAUCACUGCCGUAUACACACAAACGCUCUCUGUUGUUUCCAGAUGGAUCUCGAGCAGAAGGGGUUUGGCGAAAAGCAGUCAUCUCUUUGGUAGGGCACAUCACCAUGCGGCUCGGUACGGUAACCACGAGCUUCUU